This is a messenger RNA of Epithele typhae, 672 nucleotides long. Its product is annotated as cyclophilin-like domain-containing protein. Lineage: Eukaryota; Fungi; Basidiomycota; Agaricomycetes; Polyporales; Epitheliaceae. Gene Ontology annotation, cellular component: endoplasmic reticulum; fungal-type vacuole. Gene Ontology annotation, molecular function: peptidyl-prolyl cis-trans isomerase activity. Gene Ontology annotation, biological process: protein folding; protein peptidyl-prolyl isomerization. The transcript is spliced from 10 exons. The record is from RefSeq and is a predicted model, not a curated record. The coding region runs from base 1 to 672 and encodes 223 amino acids.
AUGUUCUUCAGCAGGCUCACCUUCGGUUUCCUUCUCCUCACGGUCGCCGCCUUCUUCUGCGCGCAGUCAGUCGAAGCGGCCAAGGGGCCCAAGAUCACCCACAAGAUCUACUUUGACAUGAAGCACGGCGACAAGGACAUGGGUCGGAUCGUGCUCGGUCUCUACGGUGGUACCGUCCCCAAAACCGCGGAGAACUUCCGUGCGCUCUCGACCGGUGUCAAGAAGAACGGCGAGGCGCUCCCCGAGGGCUUUGGCUACAAGGGUUCUAAGUUCCACCGUGUCAUUAAGAGCUUCAUGAUCCAGGGUGGUGACUUCACCCGUGGUGACGGCACUGGCGGAAAGUCCAUCUACGGCGACCGUUUCGCGGACGAGAACUUCAAGCUCCGUCACACUCGCCCCGGUCUCCUCUCUAUGGCUAACGCUGGCAAGGACACGAACGGCUCUCAAUUCUUCAUCACCACUGUUGUUACGAGCUGGCUGGAUGGCAAGCAUGUCGUCUUCGGCGAGGUUGUUGAGGGCAUGGAUAUCAUUACUGCCAUUGAGAACGUUGACAAGGGCCGCAACGACCGCCCCGAGCAGGAUAUCAUUGUCGCGGACUGUGGCGAGCUUCCGGUGGACACCGUGGAGACGGCUGCUGACGAAAAAGAGGUGCCUGCCCACGCUGAGCUCUAA